Durusdinium trenchii is the source of this 2298-nucleotide messenger RNA. The record is from the annotation of a GenBank genome assembly. NCBI's taxonomy places the organism in Eukaryota, Dinophyceae, Suessiales, Symbiodiniaceae.
AUGGCUCCCAAGAAGAGGACAUCGGGAGGCGCACAGCAGCCUCAGAAGCAGAAAAAGGCCAAAGCUGGUGAGGGAGUCCCAGCAGAUGCGCUGGCUUUACCGCACAUGGAUGUGCAACACUCGUUGUGCCAAUUGGUGCUGUUGAAUGGGAUGAUGACCAACCCCGACAAGCCAGGGGUUGAAAAGGUUUGCUGUUCUUUGACGCAAGCCAAAUGGCUUAGCUUGCCCAUGCUGCACCUUAGAGUCGAAGAGGAUUUGGGCAUCCUGGAUGGCUCUCUGGUGCCUCCAGGCAAUGCCUUCAUGGUCAAGGGCUGGAACCGGAGUGUCUGUGCCUUGACAGUGUGCUACGCAGCUUACAUGGUGCCAGAGAAAUACACCCAGCCGCGCUUCAUAACCCAUGACUCUUUGAGUGGGAACUUCUUCAAUGGUGGCUUUUCUUCUGCCUCGGGCAUCUUAGUCCCCUGGAAGAGUCAACUCACAAAUUCAACAGCAUUGCUUCGGGUCUUGGUGGUGCGCUUGGAGAAAGACUGGCUGGCAAUUGCGCCCAAGCACCGAAAGCCUUGGAACGCAAAAGAUGUGGAACAGCUACAACGAAUCUGUGGAGGGUUCCUUGCUUGCUUGGACCAGUUCAAGACCAUGAUCCCUGGGUCCUUUGCAGACCAUUGCCUGACAGACAUCCACAAAACGCUGAGUGCGCAGUUGUUGACAACUACGUGGCAGCAAACUCAGCUUCAACUGGAGGAGGACAUGGAUAAGGUCAAGCUGUGGUCAAGGAAGUUCCAAACUUACGCUGAGCAGCAGGGAGCCAUGGACUUCAAGCACAUCAACGACCGCUUUCAGAGAGGCAAGGAUUGGUCAGAGGACUUUCUAGAACGGAAGCACAAACUGGUCCAUUUCUCUUCACUGGUGUUGGCGCACAGCGCUAUUGUGUCAAGCCAAGCAGAGAUGGGGCCUGAUGGGCUCACAAUCUUGGUGGUGGAUGCAACUCUGUGGCCAACACGCCAGCUUUCAAUUGAUGAAGCCAUUCAAAUCUGUUCAUCGGUGAGCUCUGGCAAUGCCAACACAGUUGCCUUCUUUUGCAUGCCGCAAUGUCAUUCUUCCACAAAGCGAGAAUCGGUAUUGAAGAACAGACGGCUUUUGGAAGAUAAAGUGGGGCAGGCCAUGGACAUCUUCGAGGUGUCGAUCAACUAUGCUGAUUCCACACACGGGGGUAUGGCUGCCAUCUCUGCCUCAACCUGGAACAACGCGGCUUUCUCGAAGUCGAAGGCCCUGCUCGGGUCGAUCUGCGAUGUGGAGAGAAGCAGAGUCUCUGAGCUUCAGAACCCGGACCCAGAAAGGUCUUUAGCGCCACAUUGGAGGGUACAACAGAGAGGCAUCCAUGCCACUGCAUGCAUCAUCAAGAACAUCGUUGCAGGUGUUUCAAGCAACUCGCAACAGCCACUUCUGGUGGUGGACCUCUUGCCCUCCAGGUUUGCUGAAUGGUCCUUGGCAAGCUGGAGCAUCCAGGCAGCUUUCCUUCAGGAAGCAAAUCGAGAGUUGGAUGUGCGCUUCUUGGGGGUAUACCACUCGGACAACGCGGAGGAGCUGACCAGUGCCAGGGCAGUUUUGAUGGGUCGGCUGAUCUCUGACUACUGGGAUGGAUGUGAGAAAGCAGGCUCCAAAACUCGUGAAGCUUCUAGCUUUUCUGAGAGCUUGCCAACUUUGCAGAGCUUGGUGAUCAACGAAGAUGGGGAAAUCAAGAUUCCGGACUUGCUGCAGCAGAAGUACUCGCAACAACCAGGUUUGAAGGACUUCACCGCCAAGCUUGCUGAGGACACUGAAAUAUCCGGAGCCUUGAGGACUUUCCAUGCAGCCCAGCAGCGGUGCAAUGCCACUCCAAGCGUGAGCACGGCCACGGUGCCAACCAGAACCCUGGCAUCGCCAGAGUGGCAAGGUGAUUCACCCAUCAAUGUCCGCAAGAGGCUCAACUUGGAGGAGAUUUCCAUGAGCCAGUUCGAAUCUGCAAAUGACAACACCUUGGUAGCAAUGGCAGACAGCAAAGAGAUCAAAUCUGUCGCUGACAUCAUGUGUGAUGUGGCAAAGCAUCAGGGUGCGGGAACUGGUGAUCGGCCGUUGGCCUAUCGGUAUGACAUCUCGGCUAUGACCAUGGUCAAUGUGUAUAAGCCGAAGGAGCUUGCCGCCGACACCGACAAGCAGCACAUACGAUCGGUGCAAUUUGGUGCUGUUUUCCAUGCCAAAUAUUCACAACUUCCAAGAUGCCAGCUGUGUGAUGUGGUCUGGGAGGCCAUGGUUGGAUAA